ACACACCCAUUCACCUUGGCGCUGAAGUACAUCCGGUUACCCCCUCGUUGUCGCCAUUUUGAUACGCACAAGCGAGCUAUCAGAAGUAACGAAGAGACGACAGAAAGAGUAUAAUCAUGAGUGAAUGUCGUGUGUUUAUCGGUCGUUUGAGCCCCCACGCUCGCGAGAGGGACGUGGAGAAAUUCUUCAAGGGAUAUGGACGGAUCCGAGAAGUAAAUUUGAAGAACGGAUUCGGCUUUGUGGAGUUUGAGGACCACAGAGAUGCGGAUGAUGCAGUAUACGAGCUGAAUGGCAAGGAACUCUGUAGUGAAAGGGUGACUAUAGAGCAUGCCCGAUCCAGAAGAGGGAGGGGUGGUGGACCUGGGAUGGGUGGCGGCGGCGGCGGUGGAGGAGGAGGAGGAGGAGGACGCUUCUCACCUCGUUUCAGCAGCUACCGCCAAGGGUCUGGUGGUCACAGUGGUGGCUCCAGUAGGUAUGGUCCCCCUGUACGAACGGAACACAGACUCAUCGUGGAGAACUUGUCGUCAAGGAUCAGUUGGCAGGACCUGAAAGACCUGAUGAGGAAAGUUGGAGAGGUCACUUUUGUGGAUGCCCACAGAACCAACAAGAACGAAGGGGUGGUGGAGUUUGCAUCACACAGUGAAAUGAAGAAUGCCAUCGAUAAGCUUGAUGGAACAGACUUGAAUGGACGCAAGUUGAAACUGUCUGAGGAUCGCAAGAGCCGCCACAGCAGGAGUCGUUCCCGUGGCUCUCGUAGCUACUCCCGUAGCCGUUCCCGUUCCCCCCGCUCCAAGUCCCCCAGCCGUAGCAGGAGCCGUAACCGCUCCAGGAGCCCCCGAUCUCGCUCGGCCAGCCGUACCCCGGAGAAGAAGCCUUCCUCUGGAGGAGGGGGCAGGGCUGCACAUCGCUCCACCUCGCGCUCCCCGUCCCGUUCCAGAUCCCCUGCCCCUCGCUCCCGUUCCCCUGCCCCCAGUUCUCGCACGCCUCCUCCCGGUUCCCCUGCCCCAGCCCGGAAGCAGUCUCGCUCCCCUUCGGUUGAGAGCCAGCACUGAGCUGCACUGGGUGUGUGUAGUGGUGGCUGGAGGGAGGACCGGCUCAUUGUAAUGGCUGGAAUUAAUGGAACCAUGUUUGAUAGCGUUCCAUUGAUUCCAUUCCAGCUAUUCCAAUUAGCCUGUCUUCUCAUUUUAAAGUGACCACCAGCCUCUAGUGGUGUCGUGGUAUGGGCUGAAGCGUUGUCGUGCUGGGACCGUGGCGGCCUGCUUGCUUGCUAGUGUGGAAUGAAUGAAGAGGCUUGCGUUUGGUGAAGUUCUCCCACAAUCUCUCGUUUAAAAAAAAUAAAAUAAUCGGCUCUUUGGUCAUUGUGCCAGUAUCUUGGAUGCCCUGUAAUGAUUUUUUUCUCUUUUUGGGAGCCUUUGUUUUAUAGCUUGGAUCGCGCUUCCUCAAUUCAACUUCUAAUUGUUUUUGUUUUUUUGCCAUAUGAAUAAUUAAACAUUUUCCUUUUGAAAACUGAACCUUUUUAAUUAAAUGUAUAGUGCGAUUUGAGAGCUUUUGAUUGGGUCUCAUUCCUUUUGAUUAUCUACUGUUCUCCCUGCAGAUUGUAAGUCUCAUAACAUCUGUGUGAAAUGUACCAUUUGAAGUGAAACGUUCUGUCCAAGCUUUCUGUUAUGAAUCUAAUCAAUACAAUGUUAUAUUUCCAUCACCAUUAUUGCCCUGUCAGUGAUUCCAUUCCACACCCCAGACCUCAUAUAAAUUAAACCCAACAUGAUCAUUUACGGAUGGGUAUUGGGAAAACAUUUCCCACAAGGUUUAGUUUUAACAUUUGCAGAAAAAUAUUGUAUAUAUGCUCUUCACUAAUUCGUAUUAAAUGGGUACUUGUACGUCUCUAUUAAA
Coregonus clupeaformis (lake whitefish) is the source of this 1890-nucleotide messenger RNA. RefSeq names its product serine/arginine-rich splicing factor 5. Gene Ontology annotation, cellular component: ribonucleoprotein complex; nucleus; cytoplasm. NCBI's taxonomy places the organism in Eukaryota, Metazoa, Chordata, Actinopteri, Salmoniformes, Salmonidae. The transcript is spliced from 8 exons. The record is from RefSeq and is a predicted model, not a curated record. Bases 117 to 1052 code for a protein of 311 amino acids. Gene Ontology annotation, molecular function: mRNA binding.